This is a messenger RNA of Drosophila hydei, 1087 nucleotides long. RefSeq lists its product as uncharacterized. The record is from RefSeq and is a predicted model, not a curated record. The coding region runs from base 1 to 951 and encodes 316 amino acids. The transcript has 2 exons. NCBI's taxonomy places the organism in Eukaryota, Metazoa, Arthropoda, Insecta, Diptera, Drosophilidae. Gene Ontology annotation, molecular function: DNA binding.
AUGAAUAAUCCGCGGGAUCAUCUGCACUGCAGCAGAAGAGGCUGUACCUACACGACGAACAGAGCGUACAACUUAGAACGGCACGAGCGGAACCAUGAUAAAGGCAAGGUGCCAAUAUCGCAAUGUCAGCCAUGUCCGCAUUGCACAUAUGCCGCUGGAUCUCUGCACAACUUAAUGCGUCAUAUAAGUAAGAAGCACACAGGAACGAUUGUUAAGACCCAGCAACAGGCUAUAACAAGACAACCACCACAACCGCCGCCAUCACAUGAUCAACCAACUGAGCUACCUAACACACAAAAGUCUACGUCAAAUGUAGAACCAAGUCCCGAGGCGAAACAGACUGUGCAACAGGCAGUGGAUCGAACUGCGGAUGCCUCCCUUUGGUUUUGGACUACACCGCAGCAACUGGAAAAAAAUUUUAUAAGGCGCAGCGGCCUUAAGGGCGAAUGCAUGAUAUUAGAGCGCAGAGUCAAUCUGUUCAAAUUGUACGCGUUGGUGCAAGCGCGUGGAGGAGCUCUUGACGUGGACGAAUGGGAUGAUGUUGCAGCAGCACUGAAUCUGCCGCCAGGAUCAGGCUGCAAUGUUGGUGUCAAGUAUAUGGAGGUGUUAUUCGAAUUUGAAAAGAAAGAGGAAGAACGCUUACAGGAAUGCCAAAAUGUCCCAGGUGUGCCGCCUUGGUGGGACGACGGCGAUUUGAUCAGCGACGAUGUCAAUUGUUUGUCCGAGAGCAAAGUAUUGUGUAGCCAAUGGUGGAAAAAUAUGAAUCGACCUUUUCUUACUGUACAAAAUGCUGUAAUUAAAUUGAUUUAUGAUAAGUAUUAUUGUAAUCACUUAAGCAACAGCAAACCGUUUCAGCGGUUCUGCAUAAAAGACUCCUGGCUUCGCGCCACAAUGUUAAAUUAUCAAGAGCUAAAGUAUCAACUAAAUUUCAAACAUAGUUCGACUUCCUGACUGUUUAAUUUUAGAAAUUGUAGCAUUACUGAUUUAUGUAAUACAUAUAUAAUUAGAUAUCAAAUAUGCCGGCCUAGAGAUAUUUAAUUUGGAUAGAUUCAAAACAAAGCGAAGUUGGCGGCGUGCUAAAAUGGUA